This is a messenger RNA of Jaculus jaculus (lesser Egyptian jerboa), 968 nucleotides long. It is a transcript of the gene Smim30, whose product is annotated as small integral membrane protein 30. Lineage: Eukaryota; Metazoa; Chordata; Mammalia; Rodentia; Dipodidae. The record is from RefSeq and is a predicted model, not a curated record. The coding region runs from base 181 to 360 and encodes 59 amino acids. The transcript has 3 exons.
GGAAAUGUAGUCCAAAGUCGCCGCCCUCCUCGCCAUUUCAGUAAUGGCUGCUUCCUGGAAGGUGGUGUCGCAUGAAACCUCUUAGCCUCAGCGUCCGGAGCUCCAGAAAGGGAUUAUUUUCAAAUCAGAUACAAUUUUACAUGUACGAUUGCUUUGGAAACUUCAACACUCAAGAUCAUCAUGACCUCAGUUUCAACACAGUUGUUCUUAGUCCUUAUUUCACUGCUUUUGGUUCUGCCUGCUGUGGAAGCAGUAGAAGCUGGAGAUGCAAUCGCCCUCUUGUUAGGUGUGGUUCUCAGCAUUACAGGCAUUUGUGCUUGUUUGGGGGUAUAUGCAAGAAAGAGAAAUGGACAGAUGUGACUUUGAAGGGCUCUUCUGAAUCAGACUGCACCGCAGCCCUCUGAAAACUGUUGUGCUGUUGAAGCUAAACCUGAGAUUUGAUCUCUGAAAUUCCAAGAAACAUUAGUAGUUGUUUCACAUAAAAUAGGAACAAAUGGGUAUUUGGUAAAUGAGGGGAAAAUGAUUAUUUUAAAACAAAUAGUUCACUAAAAAAGUGCAGCGUCCACAUGGUGUUUGUUACUUAGAAAGAGGGUGAAAUUAGUAAAAUGGCUUAAAUUUGCAUAAGUACUAUUUUAUACUUUCAGAAUCCUCAAAGCAUAUGGAAUACAAAGAAUAAGUCAGCAUUGUUCAGUUAUAAUCACUGCCUCCCAAAAUCUUGGGUAGUCUUUUUCUACAUUUUUGUUUUUUUAGAGGUUUUUGUUUUAUCUUCCAAGUAAAUAUGAUAUUUAGGUAUCAAAUACUAAAAUUUUUUUGUCUGAGGAAAAAAAGUUUAGAAAAAUGUGCUUAAUGUACCUAAACUUAAAUGUAGAAAAGAUUCAAUGUAUAAUGAAAAAAUAAUUUUAACACUAUUGAGUAACAUCCCCAUGGUGAGAAGUUCUAUAUUAAAUAUAAACCCAUUAUGAUAUAAA